AUGGCGCCCCGCAAGAAGACCGAAGAGAAGGCGACGGCCAACGAGGCAGCAGACAUGGUGCUGCAAUAUCUGCACAAGCAAAACCGCCCUUACUCAGCCAUUGAUGUGUCUGCCAACUUGCAUAACAAGGUCACCAAAGCCGCCGCAGCAAAAAUCCUCAAAGACCUCCAUGAGCAGAAAUUGAUUGAAGGCCGUGCAGCUGGUAUAAUAAUCUCCGCCUUCACCAAUACACAACGUCUAACAUCCCCAGGCAAACAAAUCGUCUACCACGCCCUACAGAACGCAGCAGAAGCCUGUACAACCUCCGAGCUCGCCGCCCUCGACACCACCAUCCUCGACCUCCGCACCCGCACCACCGCCCUCCUCGCCACCGCAAAAGCCCUCCGCAGCACCCUCUCCAGCCUCAACUCAACCCUCAGCACCGCCGACCUCGUCACGCACGUGCACGCGCUCGAGCAAGAGAAGACGCAGCUUGAAACCCGACUUGAUGCGUUGAGGAAGGGCAAGGCGAAGAAGAUUUCAAGGGAGGAGAGGGAGGGUGUGGAGAUGGAGUGGAAGAAGUGGGGGAAGGUGGCGAAGGCGAGAGAGCGCAUUGUUAAGGAGAUGUGGGGGGUUAUUGAGGAGGGGGUGGGGGAUCUGGCGGUUAGAGAGGAGAUGAGGGAGAUGUUUGAUUUGGAUGGGUAG
Molecule: messenger RNA, 684 nt
Organism: Pyrenophora tritici-repentis Pt-1C-BFP
Lineage: Eukaryota; Fungi; Ascomycota; Dothideomycetes; Pleosporales; Pleosporaceae
Source: RefSeq, a predicted model, not a curated record